Molecule: messenger RNA, 1949 nt
Organism: Amyelois transitella
Lineage: Eukaryota; Metazoa; Arthropoda; Insecta; Lepidoptera; Pyralidae
Gene: FMRFaR
Product: FMRFamide receptor
Exons: 3
Coding region: 420-1712 (430 amino acids)
Biological process (GO): G protein-coupled receptor signaling pathway
Cellular component (GO): membrane
Molecular function (GO): G protein-coupled receptor activity
Source: RefSeq, a predicted model, not a curated record
AUAUGUGGCCGCAAUGUACCGCCGACCGCUCGCCGCGCGGCAUUCCGUGCCGGCCGUCCGCGCGCGCUCCCGCCCGCGCCGCCCGCUCGCGAGCUCCCGACGCCGUGUGGCCUGUGCUGGAGGCCGGGGACUUGCAGUGAAGUGCUGAAGUGACAGUGGAACUGUUGUACAGGAACUAUAACACAGGAGCUGGGGCCCGAUGGCCGGACGAGCUGACGUCCUCAGUCGUUGAGGACCAAUGUGUAAUCUGCGCGCCCUGCCCUCGCUCCCGCGCCCCGCCUGCGCUAGCCACCACGUAUCAGAACAGCGCAUCGGUGCCUCAGAUCGGGUUGCAGUGAGGUCCCGGUGAACAUGCUCGCCGCGAGCGCAGCGCAUGCGGCGGCGAGCGCGCGCUGCGCGGCCGCGGCGGGCGGCGCGACAUGAACGGCACAGCGGAGGAGGAGAGCGGCUGCGCCUCCGACCAGGGCGUGGAGCCGGCCGACACGCUGGUGCGCUUCGUGGUGCACGGGGUGCUGCUGAACGCCAUCGGCGCGGGCGGCCUGCUCGGCAACGCGCUGUCCGCGCUCGUGCUGUCGCGGCCGCAGAUGCGCUCCUCCGUCAACUGCCUGCUGGUGGGGCUGGCCGCCUGCGACACCGUGCUCAUUCUGACCUCCGUGCUGCUGUUCGGCCUCACCGCCGUCUAUCCUUACACGGGCCACCUGCGCUACUAUUACUACCACGUGUGUCCGCACAUCACGCCCUACGCUUAUCCGAUUGCCAACGCAGCGCAGACCAUGUCGGUGUAUCUGACGCUGAUAGUGACGAUUGAGCGCUGGGUCGCCGUCUGCCAUCCGUUCAGAGCGAAAGCGCUUUGUACGUCAUCGCGGGCGCGCUGGUACGUGCUCGGCACGGCGGCCUUCGCUCUCAUAUACAACGCGCCUAAAUUCUUUGAAGCUGAAGUAUAUCCUAGCAUGGAUAACGGAGAAGUGGUGUAUUGCGUGAGAUCGGAUAUCGACUUCCGAACGGAGUCGUACGUCGCCAUCUACAUUCACUGGAUGUACCUCAUCGUGAUGUACAUAGUGCCGUUCUCCGCGCUGGCGGCGCUGAACGCGUGCAUCGUGCGGCAGGUGCGGCGCGCGCAGGCCGAGCGCGCGCGGCUGUCGCGCGUGCAGCGCCGCGAGAUCUCGCUCGCCACCAUGCUGCUCGUCGUCGUGCUCGUGUUCUUCCUCUGCAACUUGCUGCCGCUCGUCACCAACUCCUUCGAGUUGUUCGUCACCAACUCCUUCGAGUUGUUCUUAGAAAAUGAACUCGAGAAGCUCGACCCGCUCGUGAAGACGAGCAAUUUGAUGGUCACGAUCAAUAGUAGCGUCAAUUUCGUGAUUUAUGUCAUUUUCGGAGAGAAAUUCCAGCGAGUCUUUUUGAAGAUGUUCUGCGCUGGCAAGCUUCGCCGUCGUGAUUCACCAGAACAUACUCGCGACGACUCAUUUGCGUCUUGUGGCGAACGAGUAUCGCUUCGCAUGACGCGAAACGGCACGCUGCGACGCUCUGAGGCGCGAUCGUCGCGCGGCGCGGUGGGCGGGGCGGCCAACGGGCGGCCGCGGCGAGCCCCGUCCCCGGCGCCCACCGUGUACUACCCCGCGCCCGUCACAGACCUCACCUCGGCCUCCGUCACCUCGGAGGCGCCGACACCGAACAGUGCCCGCUGGAACGGGCAUGCACGUGUACAUUUUUAGAAAAAAAUAAUCUACAAGUAUCGUUGUCUAGUGAUAUAAAAUGCCACAAUGGCCGACACAAUACGAAAAAAGUGAAAUAAAAACUUUCAGAGAGAAUAAGUUAAAAUAAGUGCUGUGACGUUAUUGAAUUACGUUAAGUAAGAAAGUGACUAAGAUUAUUUAUAAAUAAAUUAUUGUGACGUUAGACGAUCGGCAUAACGAUGCCAUGAAUGAUGUUUCUCCAUCAAUAAAACUCAU